AUGGCGGAUUUAGAUGAAUUGCUUAAUAAUGACGCAGCUGUGUUAGAAUUGGAUAGUCUAACUAAUUUAGAAUUUGAAAGUUUAUCUAAUAAUAUUAAUGUUAACUUUAAUAAUAGUUAUUUAGAUGGACUGCUGAUUAAUAAAAACAAUAAUAUUAGUGAAUCAACAUUAGUGACUCCCAAAAAAUUGCAUAAAUCAAAUAGUAACGUUUCAAUUGGUUGGAAAGAAGAUACUGUGGACUAUAAAUAUACCACAACAAAUAGUAAUGAGAUUCAUAAUAGUACAUUGAGUGUAGUCGAUCAGAACCAACCAAGAAAUUCAAUUUCUCAUGGUGUUGAUUUUUGGAAUGUCUCAAAUACAAAACGAAAUAGUUUAGUGAAACAAGAAGGAAAUAGAGAUGAAAAUGGAAACGAAGACAAAAACGAAAAUGUUGACGACAUUGUUAACUAUGAAUAUGAUACAAACUUAUCCAAAUCAUUGAAUUAUUUUUACUUCAAUUCUGAGAACCUUUCAAAUUCAGCAUUAUUUAGUGAGAGUCCAGUACCAGUUCAAGAACAAUCAUUACUGGGGAAUUUUCAGCCAACAAUCAAAUAUUCAAACAGCAUAUCUCCAUACCCCACAUCAAACAUAUUUAUACAAGACAACAACAGUAACACAACAAUGAAUCCAAAUGAUAUAUCUAUACGAAAAAAUUCAAAAAACAGUUAUGAUCAAGAAUUCUUAACCAAUAACGAGAGAAGGCCUUCCACUCUAAUUAAUGCCACACCCGUGUUGGCUAAAAGUAUAGAUCCUUCACAGAAUUUUAUAGCUAAGAGAAAUAGUAUACAUACUUCCAUAAAGCAAUCUGCUUCAUCGAAGGAUAAGUUACCUUUUGUGAAAAGAAAUUCAAUAUCACCACAAAUUAUUUACAGUGAUAAACCGUUCAAAUGUAAUAAGUGUGAGAAAAAAUUUAAAAGAAGUGAACAUUUGAAAAGACAUAUACGAUCUGUACAUUCAACGGAAAGACCAUAUCAUUGUCAAUUCUGUGAAAAGAAUUUUAGUAGGAGUGAUAAUUUAUCACAACAUCUAAAGACACAUAAAAGACAUGGAGAUUUUUAA
Tetrapisispora phaffii CBS 4417 is the source of this 1098-nucleotide messenger RNA. RefSeq names its product C2H2-type zinc finger protein. NCBI's taxonomy places the organism in Eukaryota, Fungi, Ascomycota, Saccharomycetes, Saccharomycetales, Saccharomycetaceae. Bases 1 to 1098 code for a protein of 365 amino acids. The transcript has a single exon. Gene Ontology annotation, biological process: regulation of transcription by RNA polymerase II. Gene Ontology annotation, molecular function: DNA-binding transcription factor activity, RNA polymerase II-specific; RNA polymerase II cis-regulatory region sequence-specific DNA binding. The record is from RefSeq and is a predicted model, not a curated record.